Molecule: messenger RNA, 5119 nt
Organism: Fusarium odoratissimum NRRL 54006
Lineage: Eukaryota; Fungi; Ascomycota; Sordariomycetes; Hypocreales; Nectriaceae
Exons: 2
Coding region: 1239-3734 (831 amino acids)
Cellular component (GO): cytoplasm
Source: RefSeq, a predicted model, not a curated record
CACUUAUCAGUCAUCUUGAAAAAGAUCCAUGUGAAACAGAAAUGCUUGUUUCUUGAUUUUUGACAUUCUGGGUUCAAGGAUCUUCACCUUUAGUGACGGCCCAUGACGUUGAUGGGCGAUGCCGAGUCAGGACUGCAGAUCUGUGAGAAAUGUCGAAACAAAAAAGAAAAAAAGAAAAUACAGAGCACAAGUCCAGGGUAAAGCUGUUAAUUACUGAGCUGAUGAUGAUGCGGGCCUCAAUCCGCAAGAGAUACAGGUGAGGAGAUACUGGUUGGCAUGGAAUAUCACCAUGUUCAAGGUUUACACCAAGAGAUAGCUCUGCCAGGAUAGCUUACGACGCUUGUAGGGUUGGAAGGUUCUCCAACUUGAGCGAGUGAGUUGUCAACGUCAAUGUCAAUUCGAUUCCUCAGUCAUCAACUUGAGACAUACCUUGCUCUCCCCUUCAACACCAACAAAUCUCUAUCUUGCUCUUCUUUUUUACUUCUCUCUUUCUAUUGAAUAGCUUCGCGCUACCCCGCGGACUAAGGUACCCUUUUCUCACCAUUUACCCACCCGCCUGGCUCGCGGGCUCCAGUAUCCGAUCUCAGCUAAACCAGGUCCAGAACUUGUUACCCAGCAGGGACCACCAGCUGUUCUAGGCUUUAGCUUCAGCACCCUACGGCCGUUGUUACAGGCUGCCUCCUCCCCCCAACCUCAUCUCAAUUGAUUUGAUUCAUCAACAACCAACAACGUCCGUUAUCGCUCCACUCUCAUCCAUUAUCAUCAUCCUUUCAAAACUCCAACUUUCUUUGAUCACGAUACAUACACAUCAACGACUGAGCUACAGUAUUGCUGGCAAAUAUCCCCCAGGCUGUCAAUACCACCUUCUCCAUACACUAUCGGCCCAAGCGAGAUGCCCUCUGUGGUGACCCCCGUCGUCUGACGCCCGGCCCCUCCCCCAUUCUAUCGUGUCCCCAUUUCCAUCAGCUCCAAUCCCCAUCCCAACCCAUCGCGGGACAUUCGGUAACCCUUCCUAUCGAGACAAGCUCCUUGCUCUUGUCUCACUCGAUAUCGCUCAACACAACACAAUUCAAACCUCAAACUUCUUCUCCUCAUCCACUAAGGUACUCUCUCUUUUUCCUCACGAUUAUCGUUGACGACAACACCCCUGCCCUGGUCCACGCCAGAUAAGGCCAGCCCAAGUGCGCGAUCGCGCCACAUAACCCAGCCGCUGUCGUCUUCUCUUUCACAUCUUCACCAUGGGUAAUUCCAACACAAAAGAGUCUCGCCCCGAGGGCGAUCCUCGUCAAUAUGCAGGUCCCGGCGAUCCUUCAGUACGCGAGCAUUUACAAAACACCAGCUCGAGGUCGAACCGACGAAUGAGCAGAGCCGAGAUAAACAUCUUUGGUAUCGGUCCCAGUUCCUCCCGCAAUCGUGAACAACCAGAUGCUCCCUUUGAGCGUCGCGAAACAAAGCAGGAGCGUGAGGCGAGGAGGUUAGAAAGGGAGCGCGUGGCUCGAGCAAAGGAACGGGAGAGGAGUAUGCGCGAAGAGCACGUUGAUGGAGGUUAUCUGGUAACAUUGGGCACCUACACCGGUACUGAGGACUUUAGCAAGCCUGUCGUGAGGCAGCUACAGAUAGAGAGAAAGCUUGCGCCAUUCUGGCGAGGCCUUAAUGAUUGGUCUUCGAGCUGGGCCGAGCAUCAACUCGUCGCUGCAGCCCGUGGCCUUCCUAUCCCCCCCGCCGAUGCGCCUCCCGACCCAGAACUCAUCCCGCAACCUCCUCCCGCAGAGAACCCAUCGUCUUCGAGCCAGAACCUCCAGAAUUUGACGGUGCCUAUGGGACCUAGGACACUUUCUGCCGCAUCGGAUCGCAGCGGAUCGAACACAGGUUCCGCUCUCCCUUCGCCGUCGACACCUGGAGCAAGCAAGUCGCCUUUCAAGCCACGAGCCAAAGCUCUUGCCGCUGCCCUCAGCGGUGGUUCUCGAAAUGCCUCGUCAACCGAUUUGUCGCCAAAGGAGAUCGCUCUUCCUCAUGAUCCCUUUGUGAACGGCCAACCCAUGGAGGUUUUCCUUUACAAAGAUGCUGAGGAGUGCCCUAUCUGCUUCCUGACAUAUCCGCCUUACUUGAACCGCACCAGAUGCUGUGACCAAAAUAUCUGCAGCGAAUGUUUCGUUCAGAUCAAGCGCGCUGAUCCUCACCUUCCUGAGCAUCAUCCCAACGGUGAAGCUCGGGAUCCUAAUGAAGGUCUCAACCCGGACGACCCGCCCGAGAUGCUUAUCUCGGAGCCCUCGGCAUGCCCCUACUGCCAACAGCCUGAAUUUGGCGUCACAUACGACCCUCCCCCCUUCCGCCGGGGUCUUGCGUACUCGAGCGGCCCAUCACACGGCACAGCCAUGUCUUCGCAGACUUCACUAAACAGCACACUGCAGACCCCACCCACACCCGGCCGUCGACGCGCACAUAGUUUGUCUGCGAACGCGCCGAAUGUCAUCACCACCGAUCGCGUGCGUCCCGAUUGGGCGGCGAAACUUGCAUCAGCGAGGAACCACCAAGCACGAAGAGCUGCAGCGGCCACUGCCCUUCACACAGCUGCAUUUCUCAUGGGCGGAAACGAACAGAGAUCGAUUCUUCGCCCGGGUCGAUUUGGCCGAAGGAACACUGGAAACAACGAUUCAAAUGCUAGUCCCAGCCCCAGCGGACAGGGCCAAGCAGACGGUGCACAGGACGACGCGAGCGAGGGGCCGGAACCUGGAGCUAGAGGAUCUUCACGGAACGGUACAGGACGAAGGAGUCGCAUGGACGAACUUGAGGAGAUGAUGUUUAUGGAGGCAGUUCGUCUUUCUCUAGCUUCUGAAGAAGAGCGCAAACGUAAGGAGGAAAAGGCUAUUCGAAAGGAGACUAAGAGACGAGAGAAGGAGGAACGUAAAGCCGCCAAGAAGGGUGGACAUCCAUACAGCGGAAGUGCAAGUGGUGCGAGUGCUAGUAGCUUGUCACUCGGAGGAUUGGGUCGACGACGAGGCAACAGCACUGCCAGCAAUCUCCGUGUAGAAGCUACCAUGUCUAGGGCAUCACAAGCUUCGAGCGCACCGGAUUCGCCAGCAGAGCCAAAGGCUAAGGACGAUGGGCCCGCUGGAAAAGGCAAGGGAGUGGAUCGAGGCACGUCUGAUAACCAGGCUGGACCAACAUCAUCAUCGAGUUCUCUGCCACUACCGGCUGGGCCUUCGCGUGGAGGAUCACAUCUUAGGCAGAUGAGCAAUGCCUCCUCAGUUGGGUCAUCAGUCAACGAUAGCCCGGUUGGCACAUACACGGGACCCGACUACCUGGGCGCCGACUUAGGUCCUCGGUCUAGUGGGCUGAGCCUUGGUGCUUACAGCGACGAUGGAGAACGCGACGGCGGAAGCGCCGGAUCUGAGCCCAUGUUCAACUUUAGCAGUCUCGCUCAGAUGGUUGGUGCCGAUCUCGAAAACGGACAAAUGCACCGCAACGAUGAGGGAGAGUCUCACGAUACACAUGGUCGACCACUCUCACAAGUGAAGGAGGAUGAGAAGGAGGACGCAGAGGCAGAGCACGUUGAGGGUGUGACAACUGCUAAGACAGAAGUUGUCCCUAGUUCUCUUGCUGCCCCAGCUGUUAUGAUCACACCGGAAACUCCCGCGGCUGUGGAUGAAGCAGAACAUGAAGCUAAGCAACUCGGACAUUCUGAAAUUACAACGGUGACGGGUCGACCUGCUACAGAACAGAGACACAUUUAAAUGGGCUUUUUGUCAGGGAAGAGGGGGAUUUUGGGAUGCAUAGGCUUUUAAAGAUACGAGAAGCGUUGUCGAGGAAUGUACUUUGUAUGAGGGAGCAUCAUGUGUAGUAGCGUAUACAAAUAGUGGGCAUGUAAUAUCUAUGCCACGAGGAUCAUCACAAUGCUCAAUCGCUCGACUGGUAUCAAAUGUUUAUUCUUUAGUUCGUGGUCUGUCUAUGUCUUCUUGACUUCAACCUUGAACUUCUCCAUCCACUCACUAAACUCAUCACUCUCGCCCUCCCACCCAAGCUUCAAAACCUCGCUAACACCAACCGCACUCUCAAAACACUCCUCCAUGAGUCUAUCGAUCUCUUCCGCAUCAAGCUCGUAAAACGCACCAGCCAAAUCCCCAAAAUUAUCCGGCAACGUCUCGAGAACACUCGCUGCUUUGUCCAGCUUGGAGGGAAUGUCGCCCGUGGUGGUGUCCUUGGGAAGUUUCUUGAAGCGCCUCUUGGAAAUGGCUUGGUAUAGAAGAACGAUCAUUCGUAAACGCUUGAGAGUUGAGUCAAGACGGGGUCGGAUCUUAUCGGGGUCGGAUUUUGGGAUGGCGGAGGAGGAGUUCAUCAAGUCGUCGACCAUUUCUUGCUCCGUGAGCGACGCAUUGUUCAUAUCAUCGGCCAGACCAUCAACAUCAUCUUCAUCAUCCUCCUCCUCUCCCCACUCCUUCAACUCCUCCAUAACAUCCUUCAGCGUAUCCCUCCACUCCUCCGCCUUUCUGACAUAAAAGCCCCCAACCCCCAGAUCCGCGAGCUUAACAACCUCAUCACACGCACUCCAAAGCUUGCCCGUCAAAACAAGACUUCCCUUGCUCCCAUCCCUCCCCAGAGCAGGUAUAACCUUCCCAUCAUCAGGAACACGCUUCAACAAACCCCACAGCUCAACGAGGACCUUUUGGCAGCGGUAUGCUAGUUCUUUCCGCACGACGCUCGUGUAGAGAUCGGGGGUGCAGGCCUGCGCGGCGGUGGCGAGGCCAGGGAUGGGGCCCUUUAUGAGCUCGCGGAUCACGGUGCUGAUGGCGCUUGGGGUGAAGGGGUCGUUUAUUAUGAGAAGGGAGAUCUUGGUUGAGUGGGCGCGGAUGAGGAGGGAUGUGUCGCGAGCGAGGGAUAGGGCGUUUAUGGAGGUUGUUUCGGGGGAGGAGGAGGAGGGUGUUGCUGGGGUUAGUGGGUUUCGUUGGAUGGUGGUGAGUGUUGAUUGGAGCUGUUCGAGGAGGGUUGUAGCUGUCGCUAUGAGUGUAGCAAGAGCCUUGCGAGACUCUUCAUCGUUCGGCGCCAUAUUGAUUGACCAGAGUAUGAGAUAGUGUAUGUGUAGAUGGUGAUGAUGCGUCACAGUUUUGCUGGUGUUGGAGGG